Messenger RNA from Cylas formicarius (sweet potato weevil), 1515 nucleotides. RefSeq lists its product as uncharacterized. The coding region runs from base 181 to 1515 and encodes 444 amino acids. NCBI's taxonomy places the organism in Eukaryota, Metazoa, Arthropoda, Insecta, Coleoptera, Brentidae. Gene Ontology annotation, cellular component: mitochondrial inner membrane; nucleus. Gene Ontology annotation, molecular function: RNA endonuclease activity; metal ion binding; single-stranded DNA endonuclease activity. Gene Ontology annotation, biological process: apoptotic DNA fragmentation. The record is from RefSeq and is a predicted model, not a curated record. The transcript has 5 exons.
AUUUUAUUGUUCGUAGGUGUAUGUUUUGUGCUAUCGUUGUCGUUGGCUCGCAGCGUGGAUUCAGUUUAUGAACACCUGGAGCACGAAACAAGCAGAAGAGAGAAGAGAUUUGUGAAUCUCUCCCCAGGGCUGAUCCCAGCUAAAGCCGGUGGUGCGUCAGCUGUUGGUGCGUUAGCUGCUAUGGGUACAUUAGUCUUGGCGAGUUUGUUGCAAGCCUCAUCACAAUCAAAAGCAUGGGGAGCUUAUAACGAACCGAGAUACAAGCGACCCCGAUGCACAACUACACGCAGUUCUACUACUACUAAAGAGGUUCAGAAGGGAAUCAAGAAAACUGCGAAGGUUGAAACUGAAUCGGAACGAAGGGAAAACAAUGGCAGCGACUGCUCCUUGCACGUCACUCAUCCAUCUGUGGAACAGUACUUGCCGGUACCGUUGAGUGCUGAACCACCCUAUACAAUAAUCAUCCCACGCAAAGGGCAUAUCCACUUGAGACACGGACAGACUUUGAAUUUGGUGUGUCCAGGCGAGAAAAACAGGUUAUCACUAGAUCCGACUGAGAAGAUCCACGAGCCCCAAUGUGAGAAUUUGAGCAUCUUAAAGCUCAACGGCAUCAAUCAGCCUCUAUCCAACUUCAAAUGCUCGAUCAUAGUUAAGGGCCAGGUGAACAAACAGCUUCGACCAUGCGCUAGCGGGAAGGGUACCCUAUAUGACAUCGGACACAAAUUACCAUCUGGUCAGUGGGUAGGCUUGAUCACCGUGUGCCACGACUCGAACAGCGGCAGUACUUUCUACACCAAACAUCAAUUGAUCGGAUCAGAAAUCGAAUACGCUUCCAAGUCUACCUACAGACCAGAAUUCAGCAAGGAAGGUUUGGGUAUUGAUGCCAGCUACAUGUAUCUCAUUAGCUCUCAGAAGGAAGCAUUCACCAUCACCCUCAACUCCACCGAUCUCGCGGAUAUUUACAUCAGACAGAAUUCGUUUUUGGUGAAGGGACACUUAGCACCUCACGCCGAUUUCUUACUCGCCACCAGUCAAUAUUCCACCUACUUUUAUCUAAACGCCGCACCGAAGUGGCAGAGCGUGAACAACGCCAAUUGGAAAAGCCUGGAGAUGGCGGUGCGGAAAAACUCCAGGAGUUACGGCACCGUGGACGUCUUCACCGGCACUCACGGUCUUCUGACUUAUCCCGAUAUCAACAACAACCCACAACCCAUUUAUCUAGGGGGGAACGGGGUGCUACCGGUCCCCAAACACUUCUGGAAGGUCGUGCGUAGUCACAGGGAUAAUUCGGGGAUAGCUUUCGUGGUAAUCAAUGACCCUUUCCUGAAGGAUGUCCCGAAAGCCGAACAACUGUUGUGUCCCGAUAUAUGCGCCGCUGCUGGAUGGGCCAACCCCAACUGGGCCAAGCCCGAAAAAGGGUACCUUUACUGUUGUGAAGUUUCUUCGUUUAGGGAAGCCGUAAGCGUCGCGCCGCCGCUGGAGGUGGCGGGUAUUUUGAGAGCAGUCGCUCUAUAA